Messenger RNA from Diprion similis, 1241 nucleotides. Its product is annotated as ribosomal RNA small subunit methyltransferase NEP1. Gene Ontology annotation, molecular function: rRNA binding; rRNA (pseudouridine) methyltransferase activity. Bases 104 to 814 code for a protein of 236 amino acids. Gene Ontology annotation, biological process: rRNA base methylation. NCBI's taxonomy places the organism in Eukaryota, Metazoa, Arthropoda, Insecta, Hymenoptera, Diprionidae. The record is from RefSeq and is a predicted model, not a curated record. Gene Ontology annotation, cellular component: nucleolus; small-subunit processome. The transcript is spliced from 4 exons.
ACGAUCUCAAUUUCAACUUGCAAAUGGCGACAGCCGUGCACGUGCUGUGAAAUUUCCUCAUCUGAAAUCGAGUUUGUUUUGGUCUUGUCAACCUGUAGAAAAAAUGGGUAAGAAAAGAAAGCAUGGCGAAGAUAAAGACGAAUUUGAGUUCGACCCAAUGCCAAAACAUCUGCAAAUUGCCCACAUCAAAAAUCAAGAAAAACGUCUCAUAGUAAUACUGGACGAAGCCCAGUUAGAAUCCGUCAAGGUGGGUAACAGCUUUGAACUACUAAACUGCGACGAUCAUGCCAAUAUGUUGAAGAAAAACAAUCGAGAGCCCGGGAGCUGUAGGCCAGAUAUAACGCACCAGUGUCUCCUGAUGUUGAUGGACAGCCCGCUGAACAGAGCUGGUUUAUUACAAGUCUAUAUUCACACUGAGAAAAAUGUCUUGAUCGAAGUUAAUCCGCAAACAAGGAUACCCAGGACGUUCAAACGAUUUGCUGGUCUUAUGGUACAGCUGCUUCAUAAGUUUAACGUGCGAGCUUCUGACGGUCCUAUGAAAUUACUUAAAGUGAUUAAAAAUCCAGUCACGGAUCAUCUGCCAGUGGGUUGCAGGAAACUCGUGAUGUCUUACAGUGCCAAAAAGGUCCAGAAUCCACGUGAAUUCAUUCCUGCUGAAGAACCAAUUGCGAUUGUUGUAGGAGCCAUGGCGCAUGGUCAAGUGAAUCCGGAUUACGCGGAAGACACGAUAUCGAUAAGUAAUUAUCCCCUUUCUGGCGCCCUGACUUGUAGCAAAUUGUGCUCAGCAUUUGAAGAAGUUUGGGGGGUUAUUUAGUUUAAGAAAUACUUGAUAUACAAAACAUUCAUAUUUGUAAUAAGUGUACAAAACAAUUCUACACAGUCAUUGGACUACACUUAAUGGUUGUGUUUGUUAAUCCAAUAGGUAAAUAUAAAAUCCCUAUCAAAAUUAUUAUUGAAAAUUUCGUACAACACCAAAAGCUGAACCCUCAGGUUCUAGAGUUAACUUUAUACUCUUCCACAGAAAUUAUUAGUGUUUCUAACAAAUUCCUUUCAAUUAUUCGAUACUGUACACGGUUUUUUUCUAUGUCCUCCGAAUGUGGUGGAUGUAAUUUUCCGUAUUAUGAAAAUGGAAAAUGAUCAGUUGCGGUUAUUAGUGAUAAUUUACUGUAAUAUAGUAAAUUGGCGUUCGUUGUCGACUAACAAGGAAGCGCAACGCAAUUAAAUUACUAUCGGUAUAAUUA